UUCUGGUUCACUUUGCCUGCAGGAGUCGUUCAGGAUGGCCACACACUUUAGUUUAUGCUUACAAAUCAUUAUCGUGUUUUUGUUUUGCACAGUGUGUAGUACUGACAUUUCCUGUAAGAAUGAAGCUGGUGAGCCUGUUGAUUGGUUUAUCAUCUACAAACUGCCCAGGUAUAAGAUUGGAGAGGUCGGCAGUGGGGUGGACUACAUGUACCUGGACUCCUCAGUAGGGAGCUGGCAGCUGAGUAAAUUCAUGGUUAACACCAGCCAAGGAGCCAUAGGGAACACAUUGAACCAGCUUUACUCGGGCAAGGCCUACCAGUCUAACAGUUCAGUGUAUGCACUCUACAAUGAUGGACCACCGAUCCUGGAUUACAUCCAAGGAUACGGACACACUAAAGGUGUACUGCUCUUUGACCACUCUCAAGGUUUCUGGCUUUCGCACAGCAUUCCCCAUUUCCCGUCAUUCCCUGAGAGAGGCUACCUUUACCCCUCCUCUGGCAAAGUCAAUGGCCAGACUGCUCUUUGCAUGACCUACCACUAUGACCAGUUUCUCCGUAUAACAAAGCAGAUGGUGUACCUUUACCCACGCUUCUAUAACUGCUCUGUACCUGCUGCAUUCAUGGCAGACCUGCCGCAGUUGGCCCAGUUAUGCAACGGGGCCAAACCACCUCUGGCCUCAGAUAAAAGAGUGGAGCAGCUUUUCUCACUGCAAGGGGACAAGUUUGUCAGUUUCGUCAAAUCAGAACGCUUUGUGGAUGACAUCUACACUGGCUGGGUGGCUCAGGCUCUGGAUGCCGACCUUCUGGUAGAGUCCUGGCAGAGACAAGGCCACGAGCUUCCCUCCAACUGCUCUUUGCCCAAACACGCCAUGAACAUCAAGAGAAUUCGUCUCCCCGGAUCGGUCCCGUUCCAGUCCCACUACGACCACUCAAAGUGGUGCGUGUCACAGGCCUACGAGGACCAGGUGACCUGCCUGGGGGAUCUGAACAGGGAGAGGGCCCAAAUGUGGCGUGGUGGGGGUCUGGUCUGCACUUUCAAUCCCUUAAUUUACAAGGCCUUCAGACAGGUUGUGGACUGGUACAUUGAAUGUUGAAAGAGAGAGAAAGUUAAGAUGAUUGGGACUGGAUUAGUCUCAAAUGGUUUGGUUUGAAACUGUUUCAGAUUUAUGAGACUAAACUUGAAGUUGGACCCUGUUAGUGUUAAAGCAACUGGCAUGCAACCAUCAGAACACACAGGUUUCAAAUUACUCAGCAAUUUUAGGGGGAAAAUAGCCACAAAAAGUGUUUAAUAUAACUUGUCUUGUGUUUCUGCGUUUCCAGUACAAUGCUGACAUAAUCUUUGCCUGUAUGCGAUUUUGAGGAUGAUAGCAACAGGUCUUUAAUAUCUGUUGACAAAGUUACAUAGGCUUUAUGAUGUGACUAUGUGUUAAAUUAAUUAAUAUGCAAAAAACGAGUGUUCCUGUAUCAUCACUGUGUCGCAUUUUUUAUUAAAAAAAAUACUACUUUGCAUCACAUAACUUGCCUGUUUUGAUGUAAGAACCUUUAUUUCUUUACUUUUUUUAAUGUUUUUUGAGGAACUCAACGCAAAUCUAGAUUAAAUAAUGAUAAUUCUGAAUAUGUUCAAUAUUAACUUUGAAAGAUCAAGGAUAAUGUUGGCCUGAAGACAAUGGGUUAAAUCUGGGUGGGGAA
Molecule: messenger RNA, 1688 nt
Organism: Anoplopoma fimbria (sablefish)
Lineage: Eukaryota; Metazoa; Chordata; Actinopteri; Perciformes; Anoplopomatidae
Gene: dnase2b
Product: deoxyribonuclease II beta
Exons: 6
Coding region: 35-1093 (352 amino acids)
Biological process (GO): apoptotic DNA fragmentation
Molecular function (GO): deoxyribonuclease II activity
Source: RefSeq, a predicted model, not a curated record